UAUGAAGAAAAAUAAUAUUUUAAGUUAUGUAAAUUUUAAUUACUUAAGUAAUAGUGGUGGAAUGUGGCUUAGUUGGCUAAAUAAUUGUUUUGAAUACGAAAUAAUUUCUAUAUAAUAAAUAGCGUAUCAUGUAAACCAGGAACAACACUGUUAAGUGCACUACAGUCAUUCAAGGCUUAACAGAAAUUAUUGAAUUUGGCCUAGCCUUUUAGAUAAAGUGUUUCAAAGGUAUGAGCGUGGGAUUGUGUACACUCGUGUAGGCUUUUUGAGAAUCACUGUUUUUACAUUUAUGUAUCUCCUAGAUAUAUUGCACUAUGUGCUUACAUAAAAAUUUCCUCAGCUCUGUAGUUGAGGUAGUACUUGGUAGAGAAUAUGAUAAGCACUAUUUUCAGCAAAUUUAAAGUUUUAUCUCAAUGUUUAAUUUUUCAAAUACACUAAGUAUUAAUUGUUGUAUAUUUUGACAGAAUUAAUAAUUUUGUAUUCCUGAUACAAUAAAGAGACGAUAAUUUUAAAACUGUGAUGGAAGCAUACAAAAAAUAUUGCAUAACCUUGCUUACAUCUUAGUUACAAUGAUUGAUUUUUCUUUUUUUCCCUAGGGAUGAGUUAGAUGAUAACAUUUCCUCCAAAAACAUGGCAUUAGUUAUACCUAUCAUUGUUACUGCAUAAAUUUUGAUACAUGGAGUAGAUAAUGUAACUGAAGUAUUGCAUCUUGGCUCAGUGUCAUCACAAGACUCUAAAUUACUGUAAUUUAAAAAUUUAUCUUCUGUGUUUUCUCUAAUGCCACACUGUUAAAGCUGUUAACUUUCUUCUUGUUGUCCUGCACAAAAAAUAGUGAACUGUAGCAUCCUGAUAGCUGGGAAAAAAUAUGAUAAUUAGCCGGAAAUUAUUAAAAUGUAGCAGUGAUAUUAUUGAUAAGCGUUUCAGGCUUGCUUCAAAGACUGAAUCUGUAGGGACAGCUGUAUUACCAUAGAAGACUUCUAGUCAGAUCCAUAUGGAGUAGUUCACAAUCUCCGUAAAUACACAGUAUGGGAAGGAGUCUCUUACAGGAUUGCAUGGGGUAAUGUUUUAGAUACUGCUCAUGGUAACUCUGAGGAGAAUCUCUGUUUAAUGGUGAUCAUAGGGUGUCCUAGCCACCUUUUUAACUUAAGCUUUACCACUAAUAUUUAGCAUCAGUAUGGUUUUGUCUUCAUCAUGUAAACCUGUGAGAAGUUUUCAGGAGCCAUUCUGAUAAUGAGGAUCGCGGUCUCCAACCAGCACAAUAUUCUCAGUUUGCCUCCCUGCUGUUCAGGGGGUACCAGUGAAGUUGCUUUAAAUGGGAAGCGUCUGUUCUUCCUCUGAGCCCCUCACACCAGAACAGAUGGGUGGAACUUGGAACAUGGAAGGUUUUACCUCAGAGGUGGUAACAGUGAAGCCACUCAUUAACACUGAAUUUACCACUUCGUUAGCAACGUUGCUUCCUGUUGAGAAAAGCUAAUACAGGCUCUCAAAUUGACUGAGCACACUUUCAUCUACCUCUCCAAUAAUAAAACAAGGAAAACACACAUCUUAGAGGGAAAAUGGAAAAAAGGAUGUCCAGAGUGGUCCUCCUUGAUUUCGAUAAAGGACCAUUGCAGGGAGCCAUGGAUAUUAGUUUAUAAAUAUACUUAAUGGACAGACCAGCAAUAUGGAUGAUUUAGAGAUAAAUACUGAAGUCUCUGGUGCUAAAGAGGAAGAAAUCCUAUGUGAUGAUAAUUUCAUAUCUGAGGAAGAAGGUGGCAUUCCUAAACCACAAGAGAGCGACACGUCAUUUCAGAAGAACAACACAUUGACUCUGCCUGAGGAGCUAUCAAGGGACAGAUCUGAAAAAGCCUUAAGUGGAGGCCAGGCUUCUCUAUUUAUACACACUGGUGCUCCUACUGUUUCUAGUGAAAACUUUAUGUUGUCUAGAGGAACUGCUGUUAAUGGACCAGUUUCACACUCCACCUCAACAAAGACUUCCAUUAUGAAUAAAGGCAGUGUUUCAUUAACCACUGGACAGCCUGGAGGUCAUCACACAGAUUCCUGCUCAACUUUGACAGUGGUUCAUGAUCUUCAGCUGCCUGCAAAGAGUACAACACAGAAAUCAAAUCAGCACCAAGUUUUAUUUUUGUUACCUGAUGUAGCACAUGCUAAGAACCUGACUCAUUCCAUUAAAAAUCUACCUACCUCUGCUUCAAUUGGUUGUGAUUCACAGAAAACAGUAGGAAAUAGUGUAGACAGCACUUUAGUAGGCCAAGUAGAAGUUUGUGAGGAUGAUAAAAAUUUACUAUUAAAAGAUGAUUGUGUUGAUACAUUAACAGGCAUUUCCUCAGGUACAGGUGGUUUUGGAUCGGGAUGUGAUCCCAGCUGGGAUCCACAAAAAGAGUUUAUACAGUUUCUUAUGACAAAUGAAGAAACAAUAGAGAAGUCUCCCAUUCACUGUAAGGUAGGGCUAGAAAAAAAACGAAAAAGGAAAAUGGAUGUUAGUAAAAUAACACGCUAUACUGAAGACUGUUUUGAUGAUACCAGUUGUAUUCCUAGUAAGUCAAAACUAUUAAAUGUUGAAUUCUUAGAGCAGAAUGAGGAGCUACAAAUAGUAGAACCACAGAAAUACUCAUUGAGUAAAGUAAAGCCUGAAUCCACAGAUGAAGAGCUGGAAACUGUUGAUGCUAUCCAGCAGCUCAUUUAUAGUCCCAGUAGUAAUUGUGCAGAAGAUACUUCUCCUGUUCACACUAGCACUUUUCUUUCCAAUACUUUGAAAAACAAAUGUGAACAGAAUGAUUCUGAAUCACCAUCUACUUUCAGUACUGAUGAACCAUCAUUUUAUCCCUGUACAAAGUGCAAUGUGAAUUUUAGAGAGAAGAAACAUCUGCAUAGGCAUAUGAUGUACCAUUUAGAUGGGAACAGUCAUUUCCGACAUCUCAAUGUCCCCAGGCCUUACGCAUGUAGGGAAUGCGGAAGGACAUUUCGAGAUCGUAAUUCACUUCUUAAACAUAUGAUAAUUCACCAGGAAAGAAGGCAGAAACUGAUGGAAGAAAUUCGUGAGCUGAAAGAACUUCAGGAUGAGGGUAGGAGUGCACGGUUACAAUGCCCGCAGUGUGUAUUUGGUACCAAUUGUCCCAAAACGUUUGUGCAGCAUGCAAAGACCCAUGAAAAAGAUAAAAGAUAUUACUGCUGUGAGGAAUGCAAUUUCAUGGCUGUGACAGAAAAUGAACUGGAAUGCCAUCGAGGGAUUGCUCAUGGGGCAGUAGUCAAAUGUUCAAUUAUUGGUAGCGACAUAUCCCAGAGGAAAACCCAGAAAAAGGCAUCCUUGAAAGAUCCCUAUUUAGGAUCCUCAAGAAAGUCAUCGACGUAUAUGUGUAAGAUGUGUCCAUUUGCUACUUCAGCUAGAAGCAUUUUGAAAAAACACAUGGCGUAUUUGCAUCCAGCAUCAUGCAUUGAUCCCUUUGGUAGCCAUCUUAGACUACAGAAGAGAAAAGGCAGCAUAAUAGAAGAGUCUUUAGGUUUUGGUAGCAGGACAAAACAGUUGAUCAGACAUUCUUCUACUUUUCCAAAGAACUCAGCUUUAAAACAGGAUGUAAAAAGAUCAUUUGGCUCUACUUCACAGUCCAGUAACUUCACAAAACUUCACAAGAGACCCUACAGGAUACAGAAGGCUCGGAAAAGCGUUUCACAGUCAUCUGUAAGUGUGUGCAAUCUAAAUUCUACAAACAAGAACUUUUUGAUUAGAAAUAGCAUUGACCAAAAACGUAAAUGUUUUCAUCAAGCAGCAAAGCAGAAAGCUAGUGCCAAAAAAAGUGGUAAUUAUUUAUAUAGACACAGAUAUGAAAACUACAGGAUGAUUAAAAAAUCUAAUGACUCUUAUCCUUUGCAUUUAAAAAAGGAAGAGUCCAAAUCUGUCAGUGCUUUACAUUUAUUUUCUUCAUCAAGUAGUCCCCGUAAUAGUUGUUUUGUCAUGGAUUCAAAUAGCCUUGAUUGCAAAAGGGCAGAAGGCUGUAAAGAUCGUAGGCAUGUAGGUGUAAAAAGAGUGAUUAAAGAAUCCAAGAGGGAAGGCUCUGUUACAGAUGAUUUGGAUUGCUAUCCAGAUUUUCUGCAUAAAAUGACUGUUGUUGUUUUACAGAAACUUAACUCUGCUGAAAAAAAAGACAGCUAUGAAACGGAGGAUGAAAGUUCAUGGGAUAAUGUUGAACUAUGUGAUUACACUACACAGUCUGUGGAGGAUGAAUCUUACAGUGAUAUUAAUCAGGAGCAUGUAAACCUAUUCCCCAUAUUCAAAGGUAAAAUGGAAGAUAAUGAAGCUGGUGAUAAAUCUUCACUUGGUUAUGAGCAGAAUGAUGGCUUUUAUUUUGAGUAUUAUGAAGAUGCUGAGGGUAGUAACUUCUUGCAUGAUUUGCAUGAUCCUCAGAAUUUAGAAAAUGUAGGAUCAGCAUUGCCAAAGCAUAAUUCAGUUUUCCACUGGACUGAUUUGUCGCUUGAAAAGAAGUCCUGCCCAUACUGUCCAGCAACAUUUGAAACAGGUGUUGGCUUGUCCAAUCAUGUCAGAGGACAUCUUCACAGAGCUGGACUAAGCUAUGAAGCCCGACAUGUUGUUUCACCAGAACAGAUAGCAACAAGUGACAAAAUGCAGCAUUUUAAAAGAGCUGGAACAGGAACUCCUGUUAAACGUGUUAGAAAAGCAAUUGAAAAAUCUGAAACUUCCUCUGAGCAUACAUGUCAGCUCUGUGGAGGCUGGUUCGAUACUAAAAUUGGAUUGUCUAAUCAUGUGCGAGGACACCUGAAGAGGCUUGGCAAAACCAAGUGGGAUGCACACAAGUCUCCGAUCUGUGUUCUGAACGAGAUGAUGCAAAAUGAAGAGAAGUAUGAAAAAAUCCUGAAGGCUUUGAACAGUCGCCGCAUUAUUCCCAGGCCGUUUGUUGCUCAGAAAUUUGCAUCAAAUGAUGACUUUUUAUCUCAGAAUGUUAUACCUCUUGAAGCAUACCAUAAUGGCCUAAAGACUGAAGAUAUAUCUGUGUCUGCAUCGGAGGAAGAAGGGCUGAGUUUCCUAAACGAAUGUCAUGAAACAAAAGCAGUACUACAUGAUGGCAAAAAAAAUCAGUCACUUACACUGAUAGAACUCCUGAAAAACAAGAGGUUAGGAGAAGAAAGGAAUCCUGAUAUUUCCCCUCAAAAGAUUCAUAAUCAAACUGCAAGAAAGAGGUUUGUUCAGAAAUGUGUUCUUCCAUUAAAUGAAGACAGUCCAUUGAUGUAUCAGCCACAAAAAAUGGACUUGACUAUGCAGUCAGCUUUAGACUGUAAGCAAAAGAAGUCAAGGUCAAGAUCUGGAAGCAAGAAGAAAAUGCUGCCGUUACCUCAUAGUGCUGAUGAAGUUUACAUACUCAGAUGCAGGUUUUGUGGUCUGGUCUUUCGAGGACCUCUGUCUGUUCAAGAAGACUGGAUAAAGCACUUGCAGCGACACAUUGUCAACGCAAAUCUUCCACGGACUGGAGCUGGCAUGGUUGAAGUCACAUCACUACUUAAAAAGCCUGCUUCAAUUACUGAAACUUCAUUUUCUUUACUGAUGGCAGAAGCAGCAUCAUAGAACAAGGAAACAUUUUAAAUUUUAAUUGGGUGUAAAUUUGAAAUACUUCAUCAUUUUUUAAGAUAAAUUGCUACACUAAAUUAUGUUUAUAAAUGCUAAAGACAGAAAAAUAGAGGAGGAUUACAGUAACAUCAAAAUAAAUUGAAUACUUAACAGUUACAGUAAGUAGUCUUUAUAUUUUAUAUAGGGUGGAAGAUGUGUUUUUAAGGUUUAUUAUGUUUUUGUCAGUUACUGUGUUCACUAUCAAUACAAGACCAUUAUAUGUAUGGCAGCCAUUUUUAAAUUGUUGCACAUGGGUACUUAAAAGACAGAUUUUAAUAAAACAAAGAAACCACGUUCUCUUCAGUGUUACCCAAAUCAAGGCUCUGUUUAUUCCAAAAAGAAUUACAUAGUAAAAUAAGAUACUAUUAUAUUUUGUUUGUAUGUAUGUAGUGUUUUGUAUAAUACCAAGAACUGCUAAUACAAUUUACUCAACUUAGGGCAUUAAAUACCAUGUACUUCAUAGUUCAAGAGACUGUUUCGUUCCAAUAGGGCAAUUAGUACUAUUCUAUCUAGGUGUGUAAGUGUUUUUUUUAAAUCACAUGAGGCUUUUUGUACUAAAAAGUGGAGGGAAACUUGUUUAAACAAAUUUCUAAGAGAAAUAUGUACAUAAUACUGGAAAUUUGUGGUAAGGAAAUAUUCUUUACUUCAGUUGCAUUUCUCACUGACAAUAAAGUGGUGCAUCCAUGCUACCUCCUACUUGUCAACAAAGAUGGUAUUUACCCUUAUGUUUUUGUAUCAUAGUAGAUUCAAUCCAACUUUCUUUAUUACAAAGCAUCUUUUUGUUAACAAGUUUGUUACUUUUAUGAUGAUUUACUUAAAGUCUGACUUGCUUACAGAAGUUUGCCUCUACUAUUUUAUUUAACACUGUAGAAAUGUACUAAUAAGCAUUGCUCACUACACAGUUAGAGUAGACUUUUCAUUUAUAAUUCUGUUUAAAAGAUUGAUCAUUUUAGAAAAUUCGAACACAGAUUGAAUUGUUUCUACAUAUGAAGAGAAUGUUUACAACUUAAAUUUUAGAGCUUGUUUUGGAUGUGAUUAUAUGUAUGAAAACUGUAACACUAUGCUCAUGCUAAGGACCUACUUACAGAAUUAUUGAAAUAAAUGUGCUGUGAGGAUGGAAAUAUGGUGCAGGUGUCUUGGUCAUGAUAAAUUGUGUUUGUUCAUUUAAACUGUCUUCAAAACAUGACUUUUGUUUAAAUCAAAUUAGAUUCCUCUACAAAUCAAUUUUGUAUGCAAGUAACAUUUCAUUUUACUCAUAUAGGGUAACAUACUGUAGUUAAGCCAAGGAUAUGCAUUGAUAUUUUCUUUAUAUGUAAAUAAAGUUAAAAGCAGUUAAAGCAAGAGGAGUAUUUUGGUAGAGUAUAUACAUACCUCACUGCCAGUGAAAUUGCUUUCCUAUGGUAUAUCUCCUUACCAGAAAAAUCUCUAAAUAAAAAGGUUUAAAGAAAAUCUAAAUGUCUAUAAUGUGAAGCAUUUAUUUGCAUUGUGUGAAUUAAGUUUGUGAAAUUGAUUUGUCUUGCUUGAGAUUAGAAUCUUCACAUGAUCUUAAGUAAAAGUACAUUUACUUGCAAUAAACUGAAUUGUUCACAGACGCAUUACAUUUGAUUGGUGGAAAAUAUGAAUAAAUGUCUGUCUUCCUGGGUGCACGGAGUUUAGAGUUAACACAUGAGGCUUGUUAAUGUUCUGAUAAAAUAGAUGGGCUGAAAAUGCACAGCUCUACAGGACAGAGUCCUCAGAUAUGGCCAUCCUAACUCUUCAAGGCUGUCAUUAAAUUAGUGCUAUCAGGUGUUUAACUGUACAAAUUGCUAUAGCUAAGUUUAGCUUUCUUGUCAGAAUUUAUUCUCUUAUAACUGGAAAAUCUACAUUGUUACAUUUAAAGGCUGGAGGAAAAAAUACUUUAGAGAUUUUAGAAAAGAUAACUGGGAUGUUGAAGUAUAUUGCAGACAAAUUAUGUGUAUGCAGACUAACAAAUUUCUAAAUUUGUGGAUGCUUGUGGGAUUUUUUUAUACGCUGUGAAAAUGGAAGAUUUAAAGCAAUGUGUUGAAGCAAAUAGAGGGAAGUGAUCAAAUCACCUUGAAUGUUUAUAAUGCUUUAAUAGAGUGCUUGUUUACCCUUCUCACCAAAAAAAGUGCUUGUGAGAGCACCAUAUUUUGUGGCUGUUUAACAAAUGAGCAAAUCAAUGAAGUGCAAAUGAUAUUUAUCUAGUAUUGUUAAGAAUGCUUGUAAGGUGAAGCCAUACCGUGCGGAAUUUUGCGUUAGCAAAAAACUCUUACUAGGUUAAUAAUAAUAAACCCCUAGUUCAUUCUAUUUAAUUCAUUAAACCCCAAUAGUGAGCUGCUUUGUGUAACGCUAAAAUGCAAGGUUGUGUGAAGAGCAGGGAGCUCUAGGGCUGGUAAGUUUCCAAAAUGAGAUUAUGUUGAUGAGGAGCAGAGUUUUCACUGACAGGCUGAGUGGGUGCACUGGAGCUGUAUGCUUGACUUAAAUCAGAUCCUUGCAAUAUAGUUUGAAAUAUAUGCAGAAGUUCUAGAACUCUUCUGAUUAUUGAAUUAAUUGCAUAUAUGGUUGAUACAAACUAAAUUAACUUUUAAAAUAAAAAAUCAGAGUACUCUUUAGCUGUCUUUAGCCUCUAGUCCUCAAGUGGGCCUAUUAAUUUUCUUGGUUUCUGUUGUUUGGAAAUACAGAUCUUCUGUCACUACUUUCAAGGAAAUAUAAAUGCCCCUUUCUGGACUUACAGAAAUUCUAAAUAAUGUGUUAGAAGAGGGUAAAUUAAGUCAGUUGCUUUGUGAUACCAAACUCAUGUUCUGUGGCUUGAGAGUCUCUGUGGCAGUCUGUGCUAAAGAGCUGGACUUCCAGGGUUGCACAUAGAAACACAAGUGUUAGUCUGUUCAGGUUGACUUAGAUUGCUUUGGGGUAAAGGCUGCAGUGGUGCAGUGAUUUUUGUUUGGUUGAUUUUGGUUCUUUAUCACAGUCUUACUUGUUUCUGAAGUUAUCCUAGUUUCUGGUAAAGGUCUCUUAAGUAGUAACCUCAGGAAAAUUACAAAAGAAUUUUCAGAAUGCUUAGAGAAGCCUUGGAAAUUGUAGAAGACCACCCCAUACACUUUUUGUAAAAUGAUUGCCUAUAUUCCCUAAUCGCAGUGAUAUUUCCAAAUUAUAUUCAAAAAUUAAAACUCUGUUGCGUUCCUUGAAAAGAUGUUUCUGCAGAAUGUUGGAAAGAUGAUUUUAAAGUGCCCGUGGUAGUGUGUUCAGGCUCUAUGCAUGGAAGGUGGAGGCAAGCAGACAACACGUGCUGGCUUACAGAGACCCCUGGGCAUUUACUGCUGUUUGCCGUGUCCUGCCGCACGUGGGUUGGAUGACCUGUGUGAGGUGCACUGUUCCCGUGAGCUGAGGCGGUCCAGCUCUGCCCACAGAUCAACUUCUGCUUCCUCAGGGCACGCCUUACCCAGCCAGCAGUGUCAGGAAAUGAGCUGCUGACUCGUUGAUGGAGAGGAAGCACUGAGCAGUGAUAGGUACCGGGAGCUGUGGGUGAGGGAGAGCGAGGGCCGGGCGUGCCAGAGAUGGGCACUGUAACAGUCGGGUGCAGGUCCUGGGCCACACGGUUUGUGUUUGAGCUGUGUGCCUGCGCAAAGUCCUGCCUUUUCAGCCACGCUCAGGGAAAUCAGCAAGGUCUUUGAGGUAAGUAGAUCACAGGAGGAACACGAGUUAUGAACUGGGGCUCAGAGAAGAGCAUCCAAAGUUCCAAAGGUCAGCGUCACAGGCCUGAGAUGGGAAGACGUGUUCCUGCAAAGCUUUUUUGACUGUGGUGUUUUUUCUGAGCUGGUUAUGGUUCUGGGUUUCCUGCAGUGCUUUAAAGAGGGGUUAUGCAUUAAAUCUACCUGAUUCUGAAAACCUACAGAAGAUAAAUUGGGCUGAACAAAUGAGGAAACAUUAACAGCAAAUAACGUGUACUGGCUUUUAACUUAAUGGUUAAGGGCUGUGAACAAAGCCUGUUUAGUUGAAUGCUAUGGUUAACAGACUUUUCCACUUUUUAUCACAGUAGUUAAAUGCCUGGAUACUUAAACACCAGUUUCAUAUUUUAAAAAUUGGUUUAUAUAGUUUUGAUUUUGUUUAAAAAAAAAUCUUUUUAGGGUGGUACUUAUUUAAAAAAGCUGACUGCAUUAUGAUUUCAGAUAUUUCAAUCCACCAUGCUUUGUAGGUGCUGUUGCCUGAUACAUGGGUAGCAAUUGUGAUGUAAUGGAAACAUUUGGCCAUAGUGCCAGAUUUGUAAUCUCUUGCAAUAAAAUGUUCCUUUUUAACA
Pseudopipra pipra is the source of this 9911-nucleotide messenger RNA. It is a transcript of the gene ZNF644, whose product is annotated as zinc finger protein 644. Bases 1664 to 5575 code for a protein of 1303 amino acids. The record is from RefSeq and is a predicted model, not a curated record. Gene Ontology annotation, cellular component: nucleus. Gene Ontology annotation, molecular function: RNA polymerase II cis-regulatory region sequence-specific DNA binding; DNA-binding transcription factor activity, RNA polymerase II-specific. NCBI's taxonomy places the organism in Eukaryota, Metazoa, Chordata, Aves, Passeriformes, Pipridae. Gene Ontology annotation, biological process: regulation of transcription by RNA polymerase II. The transcript has 6 exons.